AUGGCCUCCCUUGCCGCCAUCGCCCUUCCCGCCCUUCCCCAGUUCGACGUCCCCUCACUCCCUCCCAUCGCCGACAAGGCUCUCAGGCUCUCCGCUACCACCCAUUCAAGUUAUCACCAGACUCCUCGCAAUGCGCAGUCUCUGGAUCUCGACUACCAGCUUCCUGAAGACUAUGAGAAGCUCGAGCAUAUCGGUGACAGUGUCCUGGGCACUCUCGUAACCCUCCUCUUGCAGGACCUCUAUCCCAAUCUUCCCGCCGGUUCAACAACCAUGCUCAAAGCCCACCUCGUGAAAAACGAGACUCUCGCCCAGAUCUCCGUCCGCCAGGAUCUUAUGAGCCAGCUGCGAGCCGCCCCGUCGGCCGUGUACACUGUCCGCGGACAGAUCAAGGCGCAGGCGUCCGUCUUUGAGGCGCACAUUGCCGCCGUUUUCUUCGACUUUCUCCGCAGCCCCACUCCUGGCGGGUACAUGGACGACAAACGCGCUCUUCCGUCCACCCAACUGCCCCCUCUCCCGGACAUGCGCCUGCGCACCAACGGCCAGGCGCUAGAUUACGUGGGGCACUUCUUCCGCCCCAUCUUUACCCCGAUCGCCGAGUUCGCCUACGCCUUCAUGGCUACGAAAGCCGAGGAGCUGCGCAACACGCAGCACGACGGGGGAGUUGACGAGCCCGACUUUGACGGCCUCACGAGCGGUGCCGCCGCGAGCCUCAACACCUUCUGCAUGCGCACGGUGGGCCGGAUACCAGAGUACAACUACAUACCGCUGGACGUGAAUGCGUGGGAGUGCGAGUGCGUCGUCGUCCUCAAAGGCGCGCGGUAUGUGACGACGGCGGUGCGCAGCAGCAAAAAGGCCGCGAUGGGCGUCGCCGCGUGGAAGAUAGGCAAGCUCCUCAACCUCGACUGGGCGGAGCGCGGAGCGCGUAAGCGCGUGCGGGAGGCCGUGGCGGAUCCUUGA
This is a messenger RNA of Cutaneotrichosporon oleaginosum, 957 nucleotides long. RefSeq lists its product as uncharacterized. Gene Ontology annotation, molecular function: ribonuclease III activity; RNA binding. Gene Ontology annotation, biological process: siRNA processing. Lineage: Eukaryota; Fungi; Basidiomycota; Tremellomycetes; Trichosporonales; Trichosporonaceae. Gene Ontology annotation, cellular component: cytoplasm; nucleus. The record is from RefSeq and is a predicted model, not a curated record.